AUGAAGCGCUGGAGAUGGAUGGACGUACUUGAUGACGAUGACGACGACGACUCUACGCAGUCCAUCGCUGCAAUAAGGCUGUACCGGGCAAGAGUCUCAAUCAAGGAGAGGCACUACCUGACGUGCGACGCCUUAAUCCCGCCCGACAACAGUCCAUGGAUGAUAAUAUACGCAUCCAUGAAACCAAGUUCUUUUAUCGCUACCGUCUCCAUCCCCCCGGACGCCUUCCACAUCCUUCUGCAAGAGUUCUCCAAGCACUACCAGUGGAAGUCCGGCUUCGGCAAACCUGGUCGCCCGCCCAAACUGAGCUGCAAGCACCAAGCCCUUGCAUUGGUCUUGCACUUUUACACUGCCGCAACCGAGCAAAAGACCCUGUGUGAGAUAUUCGGCAUUCCGCCGUCAACAUUCUCCUCAACCCUCGCCAAGGCAGAAGAAGCGUUGUUUCAUGCUCUGCAGCAUGUGGCGGAUGCUGAGGUGCGGUACCCAAGCAAGUCAGAGCAGCGCAGAUGGGCGCUACAAGUUGCCGCAAGAGAGCCUUUGGUCCACGGCGUCUGGGGCUUUCUAGACGGAAAGAACUAUUCAGUCAAGAGUCCAUCAUGUUCUGACCUACAGAAUGCGAUGUACAACGGUUGGUUGCACAGCACCUUUGUCACUGGAACGUUGCUCUUUGGCGUGGACGGUACUAUUGUGUGGGGUCGUCACAACUUUGCUGGUAGUUGGAACGAUGGCGACACGAGCCUCAAGCUGCAAGUCAAGCUUUUGGAUGAACGCCGUACGGCUGUGGGGACCGGUGUCGUGGCGGACUCUGCCUUUCCCGUUCGCGAUGGUCUGCGUGGCAAGAUAAGGACCCCACUGAAGUGCGGCGACCUCGAGCGCGCAUCCCCAGUAUGUCGGGAAGGGCUCUUGUUGUUGAGCAACGCAAUAACAGCCCUGCGUCAGGCUGCGGAAUGGGGAAUGGGUGCAGUGGAGAAGGUGUAUCGACAGUUGCUGCUGCCACUGCCAUUUGACCCAACCCUGCGACACAAGCGCUUGAGCAACAUGUACAAGUUGUACAAUUUCCGCGUCCGCCGAACUGGUAUUAGUCAGAUCCGAUCAACACUUGGCUAA
Messenger RNA from Aphanomyces astaci, 1107 nucleotides. RefSeq lists its product as hypothetical. The transcript has a single exon. Lineage: Eukaryota; Oomycota; Saprolegniomycetes; Saprolegniales; Verrucalvaceae. The coding region runs from base 1 to 1107 and encodes 368 amino acids. The record is from RefSeq and is a predicted model, not a curated record.